This is a messenger RNA of Cyprinodon variegatus (sheepshead minnow), 1210 nucleotides long. Its product is annotated as ribonucleoside-diphosphate reductase subunit M2-like. Gene Ontology annotation, biological process: deoxyribonucleotide biosynthetic process. Gene Ontology annotation, cellular component: cytosol. Lineage: Eukaryota; Metazoa; Chordata; Actinopteri; Cyprinodontiformes; Cyprinodontidae. The record is from RefSeq and is a predicted model, not a curated record. Gene Ontology annotation, molecular function: ribonucleoside-diphosphate reductase activity, thioredoxin disulfide as acceptor. Bases 1 to 1149 code for a protein of 382 amino acids. The transcript is spliced from 10 exons.
AUGUCCCAAACUAAACAGAAAAUUUUUCCUUCUGAACCAUCAAUUUGUUUCUAUAUAAAAACAUUUCCUGAACGUCUGUUUCCUUCACAGCCUCCCAGCCUGAGCAGCAGCCGCCUCCUGGCGUCCGCAGCCGCCCAGAAGAUCUUCACGCCUGAAGCUGUGAAGAAAAGCAGCUCUGAGGAAGAGGAGCCUCUGCUGAAGGAGAACCCUCGGCGCUUCGUCAUCCUCCCCAUCCAGUACCACGACAUCUGGGAGAUGUACAAGAAGGCGGAGGCUUCCUUCUGGACGGCCGAGGAGGUGGAUCUGUCCAAAGACCUGCAGCACUGGGAGUCUCUGAAACCAGACGAGCGUCACUUCAUCUCGUACGUUUUGGCGUUCUUCGCCGCCAGCGACGGCAUCGUCAACGAGAACCUGGUGGAGCGCUUCACCCAGGAGGUGCAGGUGACAGAGGCCAGGUGUUUCUAUGGUUUCCAGAUCGCCAUGGAGAACAUCCACUCAGAGAUGUACAGCCUGCUGAUCGACACCUACAUCAAGGAUCCCAGUGAGAGGGAAUACCUGUUCAACGCCAUCGAGACUCUGCCAUGUGUGAAGAAGAAGGCCGACUGGGCCAUCAACUGGAUCGGCAACAAGAACGCCAACUACGGAGAGCGUGUGGUGGCGUUCGCCGCCGUGGAGGGAAUCUUCUUCUCUGGCUCCUUUGCCGCCAUCUUCUGGCUGAAGAAACGCGGCCUGAUGCCCGGCCUGACCUUCAGCAACGAGCUCAUCAGCAGAGACGAGGGUCUGCACUGCGACUUCGCCUGUCUCAUGUUCAAGCAUCUGGUCAACAAACCGUCGGAAGAAACCGUCACCAAGAUCAUAAAGGACGCCGUGGCGAUCGAGCAGGAGUUCCUGACGGAGGCUCUGCCCGUCAAGCUGAUCGGGAUGAACUGCGACAUGAUGAAGCAGUACAUCGAGUUUGUGGCCGACAGGCUGCUGCUGGAGCUCGGCUUCUCCAAGAUCUACAGGGUGGAGAACCCCUUCGACUUCAUGGAGAACAUCUCUCUGGAGGGAAAGACCAACUUCUUUGAGAAGCGGGUUGGAGAGUACCAGAGGAUGGGCGUCAUGUCGACCCCAACAGACAAAUCCUUCAGACUGGACGCCGACUUCUGAAAGGAACAGGAAGUUUUCUUUCUGCCCCGGUGCAUGAUGGGACUAAUUCAUGCAGAGCAGC